Bufo bufo (common toad) is the source of this 12946-nucleotide messenger RNA. It is a transcript of the gene FRAS1, whose product is annotated as Fraser extracellular matrix complex subunit 1. Bases 326 to 12376 code for a protein of 4016 amino acids. The transcript has 74 exons. The record is from RefSeq and is a predicted model, not a curated record. Gene Ontology annotation, molecular function: calcium ion binding; protein binding. NCBI's taxonomy places the organism in Eukaryota, Metazoa, Chordata, Amphibia, Anura, Bufonidae. Gene Ontology annotation, biological process: homophilic cell-cell adhesion; cell communication. Gene Ontology annotation, cellular component: membrane.
ACUCCUAGUCAGGCACACGCCUCCUGAGUGAGAGGAGGGCCGGCCGUCUCCUCAGGCGCCCACUUCUUUCUGGGGCAGGCAGUCCCUGGAGAGGGAGGAAGGGAGGGCAGGAAAGUUGAGGGCAGGAGGCGGAGAGCGGCCGGCCGCUGCUGACACACACAUGUCCACCUGAGCACGGCACAACUUUCCACAGGCAGCCGAAGGAUUCCCUAUUCCUGGACCUGCUGGGACUGAGCCCAUUCCGCCCACACCAUGGCCAGAGACCCCGAGGACGAGCUCUAAUCAUCCGCUCCUCUAAGAGACCACACUCCCUGGCCCUGCGACCAUGUCUGCUGGAUUAACUCCUUCUAGGAUGGACAGGAGGCGUCAGAUGAUAGUGAUUGUGCUGGGAUUCGCAGCUUUCUUCUCCCAGUCAGAAGGUGCUUGUCUCUUCCAGGGUUCCUUGUUUGCGAACAGUACUGAAUGGAAGCCUGAAUCCUGUCAAGAUUGUGCCUGUCAUGACAAUAUUGUGGUGUGUGAAAAGACCCUUUGCAGAGACCCCCAAUGUGAUUUUACAAAGGGAGAACUUUUUCGAGUAGAUCCUAAUAAGUGCUGCCCUGAAUGUGCUUCAAGAUCAGAAGGCUUUUGUCGACAUGAAGGGAAGGAACAUGCCCACGGUACACAGUGGACUCCCUCGAAAUGCAUUCUGUGCAGGUGUGUGCAUGGAAAGGUAACCUGUGCCUCUAAGCCCUGCCACAGGACGAGCUGCAGAGCGGGGGGAAUCGAGGCUGUAGCUCCUGGGGAAUGCUGUCCAUCAUGCGUGGGGACAGGAGAGUCCUGCUCUCUUGAUGGUGGUCUUAUGCUAAAGGAUGGAGAGGAAUGGAAGUUGGGACAGUGUUCAAGAUGUACCUGCAAGAAUGGGGUGAAGCAGUGCCUAGUAGCUGAUUGUCUUCCCUUGCUAUGCGAUAAGGAUGAAAUGUUGGCUGUCGUUCCUGGAAAGUGUUGUCCUGAGUGCCUUCCAAAGUCAUGUACUGUUUCUGGAAAGACCUACGAGCAUGGCUCACAGUGGAAGAAAAAUUCCUGUGCCACCUGUAUUUGUGACAGAGGUGAAGUGAAGUGCCAUACACAGACUUGUCCCUCACUUUCCUGUGACAAGGGCCAGAGCAAAAUGAAACGCUCUGGACAGUGCUGUGAAGAGUGUGUGUCCUCUAAAGGCAGCUGUAUGGUGGAUGGAUCCAUCAAGUACCAUGGAGAGCUCUGGAAUGGAAGUCACUGUAAAUUCUGCUUGUGUGACAGAGGGAAAGUACUGUGCCAUCCAGCUCAGUGUUCCCAAGUAGAGUGCUCAUGGGGUGAAGAAUUAGUACAUUUCGAGGGAAAGUGUUGUGCGGAAUGUGUGCUGAGUACCAGCUACUGUCUUCAUACAGAACAUGGCAAAGAGGAUUCUCAUUCAGAUUUAAGUGGAGUCAAACAUUUGAUGGAUGGAGAGAAAUGGAAAGAAGAUGACUGUACCGAGUGUGAGUGCCAGAAUGGUCAGAUCACCUGCUUCGUUCCAUCCUGUCCAUCGUGCCCAGUAGGAACUCUGGCAGUAAAGAAAGGUGGAGAAUGCUGUCCUCAGUGCAAACAAGAGCAGUGUAACCCAGACUGCUUAACCUGCUCUCAGUCUAUUGACCACUGUGACAUCUGCCGUGAUGAAGCUCGCUUGUUGCAGAUGGGACGCUGUGUGUACAGCUGCGACCCUGGAUUCUAUCUGGAUGGCAGGACAUGCUUAGCUUGUAAAGAAAACUGUAUAACUUGUAACAAUGGAUUUGAGUGUACAGCAUGUAUUGGAUCUCUUCUGUUGAAGGAAGGACAGUGUGUGUCAUCUUGUGGACCAGGAUACUUCCAGAGCCCUUUAGUCUGUUCAGUUUGCCAUGACUCUUGCUCUGAGUGUCAUGGACCUUCAGAAAGUGACUGCAUAACAUGCAAAGACCCAUUACAAGUGAAACGUGGAGGUCACUGUGUAGACAGCUGUGGUCCGGGAUUCUAUAUACAAAAUGGAACCUGUGCAGAUUGUGAUCCAUCAUGCCAUGCUUGCUCUUCAGACAACAGCAGAUGCUUAAGCUGUGCCACAGGCAGAAUCCUUCACCAAGGCAAAUGUGUGCUGCAGUGUCCAGCAGGUUAUUAUGCUGACUAUGAUGGACUGCUGUGUAUAGCUUGUCACAAAGAUUGUGCAUCAUGUUCCGGACCACUAGCCAACCAGUGCACAUCCUGCUCACCUCCGCUGGCCUUGUUAAAAGGGCAAUGCAUCAGUAGCUGCGGCAUAGGAUAUUAUUUUGAUGGAAACCACUGCAAUGCUUGCCAUCCAUCUUGUCGUGUCUGCCUGGGCCCAGAAGACUCCCACUGCACACAGUGCACAGAUUCAGAGCAUUCACUACAGGCAGUUCAAGAGUACGGAGGAAAGCCUUAUGGGAGUUGUGUGCCUCAGUGCAAGCAACACUUUUAUGUGGACGUUACAGGAAUAUGCCAAGAAUGCCACUCCACGUGUCGAAACUGUAUUGGGAAGGACCAUUUAAACUGCACAGACUGCACUGCUCCUAAUGUUUUGCACUAUGGAACAUGUUUACCACAAUGUCCUGAAGAAUUCUAUGGCAAGGAUGCAGCUUGUUAUGCUUGCCACCCAUCCUGCAAGGAGUGCAGCGGGCCUUCUGAAGCACAUUGUCUGACAUGCCACCCUCAUGCAACUCUUAAUGCCGGAAUCUGCAAGACUCCCUGCCCUGAUGGACAGUACCUGAAUUUAGUGGGUUAUUGUGUUGAUUGUCAUCCCCAGUGUCAGUAUUGUGUAGCAAAUCUGCAUGACACAGGCAGUGUGUGUUUGAAGUGCCAGUACUCUAGAUACUUUUUUCUUGGGGAGCGUUGCCUACCAGAUUGCCCAGGAGGAUUUUAUGUAGAGGGCAGAACUUGUAAAGGUUGUCACCUGUCCUGUAAAACUUGCAGCGGCCCAGGUCUGAACGCUUGUUUAUCCUGUGAAGAUGGUCUUGUUUUGUCUCACAGUGGGAUGUGUACACAGUCAUGUGCCCAAGGAUAUUACCAGGAUGGAAAUGUAUGCACAGUUUGCAAAAGCCAGUGUUUAACUUGUGACUCAGCGGAAGGAUGUACUGCAUGUAAAGACCCGAAGAAAGUUCUGCUGUUUGGAGAGUGCCAAUAUGAAAGCUGUACCCAACAGUACUAUCUUGACUACACCAGUGGUACAUGCAAAGAAUGUGACUGGAGCUGCAAUGCAUGCAAAGGCCCCUUGAACACAGACUGCUUGCAGUGUAUGGAAGACUACAGCUUACAGAACGGUGCUUGUGUCGAGCACUGCCCACCUUCAUAUUACAAGCACGGCGACACAUGCAGAGAGUGUGGAGCUCACUGUCAGUUCUGUGUUGAUGUCAAUCACUGCAGUCAGUGCAAAGCCCCAUUUUAUCUUUUGGAUGGACAGUGCGUCACGGAGUGUGGUCAACAGCAUCAUGUUUACCACUCUGACCGGACAUGCCUCUCCUGCUUUUCUGGAUGUCUGGAAUGUGACAGUUCCCAGCGUUGCAAAAUGUGUAACAAUAAGACGUUUUUAAAGGAUCAUCACUGUGUGCAUCAUUGUGGACAUGGAUUCUCAGGAAACAGUAAGACAAGGAGAUGUGAAGUUAACUCACAUCCCCCAGUUCUCCUAGUGAAUGGCUCUUUCACAGUGGGGAUCGGCGCAGUAAGACCAUUGGACCUUUCUUUUAUGAAUGUUCAGGAUUUGGAUACAGAAGAGGCUGGUCUUACAUUUCAUAUUGUGACUGCUCCAGCCAAUGGCCGGCUCGUGAAAAUAACGCAUGGCAAGGAGAUUCAUCUAAACAAGGACACGCACUUUAGCUGGAAGGAUCUGAUUGAGCAAAGGGUGAGAUUUAAGCACAGCAAAGAGAAAUCAAGGAAAGGCUUCUUUUCACUAAAGGUCAGUGAUGGACAUCUCUACUCGCAGCCAAAGACAAUAAACAUACAAGCAGUGUCAACUAAGGCACCAUACAUCCUAAGAAAUGAAGAAUUAGUGGUUGGCAAAGGUGAAGUUGGAUCUAUCAGUGGUUUUGUCCUUGAUCUAAGAGAUGAUGAUAAUCCCCAGGAUGUUACAGUUAUUGUUCUAACGGCUCCAAAAUAUGGACAGCUGGUGAUUCCCCCAGGGAACACGCCCAUCCACAAAUUCCGACUCGAUGACAUUACAAACAGAGCGCUUCAUUAUAUCCAUGAUGGCUCUGAAAGUCAAUCAGAUGUAAUUGUUUUCCAGGCAAAUGAUGGCUACUACUUCCAGAAUAUUCUGUUUCAUGUCAAAGUUGCAGAUAAGAUAAACGGAGGGAUACAGCUUGUAUUAAACUCAGCUGUUUGGGUUCCAGAAGGAGGAAUGCUUCAGAUAUCACAUAGACUCCUGCAGGCUAGGGCCUUUGGCGUGGCCGACUCCGAUAUCCUAUACACCAUUACGAGUGAUCAUCCGAAAUUUGGUGACGUUGUCCUUCUGGCUCCUAUGUCGGCUGACGGUCCAGCAAAUAGUUGGCAGCGACUGCCUGAUGGACGAUUUGCGACCCCGGCCAACUCUUUCACACAGCAGGACAUCAACGAGGGACUGCUUUGGUACAGGCAUUCUGGAUCCCAUUUACAAGGACGAGAUGCAUUCAGUUUCCAGAUUUCCAGUGCAUCAACAAAUCAUGCCCCCCAAGACAGACACACUUUCAAUAUUGGUAUUUUACCCAACCACCCUGAGGCACCGCAACUUUCUCCAGGAUCCUCCCUCCACAUGACAGCUCUUGAAGACCGGAUAACAGUGAUUCAGUCCCAUUAUCUGUCCUUUGUUGAUUCUGAAAGCCCUAGUGAAAAAAUCGUUUACAAUGUGACUGUUCCAUUACAAGCACAUGAAGGUACUUUAGAGCACAAAGACAGGCCCCGAAUGCAGGUGAGAUACUUCACACAAGCUGAUAUUAAUUCUGGAAGCAUUGUCUACCGUCCACCGCGAGCAGCACCUCACUUGAGUGAGAUCAUGGAUUUCUCCUUCACAGGUCUCCCUGAAUCAGUGAAUUUCUUCUUUACAGUUUCAGAUGGGGAGUUCACCACAGCGGAAAUGCCAUUUACCAUCCAUUUGCUUUCAAAUGAACAGCAACCUCCCGUAUUCCAGAUCACUGCUCCGCUCCUUGAGGUGACGCAAGGUGGAAGAGUUCCUAUUGGAAUGCAGCUUGCAGUGAGUGAUACGGACACGGCUCCAGAGGAUCUGUUAUAUGAAGUGGUGGAACCGCCUCGUUUUGGUGUCCUUAUGAAAUCUGAAGAUGGCAUACAGACUGUUAUGACUUCAGAUGAUACAUUUACUUAUGAAGAUAUCAACAGAAAUGCUGUGCAUUACGUGCAUGAUGGCUCCGCAACAACGGAAGACAGCAUGGAGAUUGUAGUCACUGAUGGAGUGACUUCCACCACAACUCUUCUGAAAGUAAUAGUCACGUUGGCAAAUGACAAUGGUCCUCGCCUUGUCCCUGGUUCUCUGUUGUCUAUUACGGUGCCUAGAAAAAGCUCUGUUGUCAUUACAAACUCAAAUCUUGCUUACACGGAUAGUCAUUCCCAGGACUCUAAAAUCAGAAUCCAGCUGGUCUCCCUGCCAAUGUAUGGUGUUCUAACAAAGGCCAAGUCAGGACAAGUGGCCGAGGAGCUAUCAGAGUUCUCCUUUUUCACAAUGGAAGAUAUCAACAACAGGAAGAUUAAAUAUUCCACAAUAUCAGAGAUAGACAGCCAGCCUCUCACUGAUCUGUUCCACUUCACUGUGUACAAUGAGGACAAUGACCGUCUGGAUAAUCAGAUAUUUACUAUCACCAUUACACCAGUCAGUAGGAGUCUUACGGUAUUUCAGUCUGGUGAGCACAUAACGGUGGAAGAAGGAGGGAGAAUUCCUCUAUCUGUACGUAAUAUACUGCCUCUUGAAUCUGUAGCAUUUGUUCCAAGGCUAAAAAUACAUGUUGUCACUGGACCAAGGUUUGGUUACCUUGAGAACAUCAAGAACGGAGGCCGAACUUCUCUAGGAGGUCAGGAGGGCUCUGAAUCUUCGUUUUCAAUUCAGGACAUCGUAGAGAAUUACAUCUACUAUGUACAGAGUGUCCAUGACAGUGUGGAGCCGAGUGUUGACUACUUUAGUUUUUUUAUGACUGAUGGAUCGAGCCAGUCUGAAAUUCACAAUAUCACCAUCACCAUAGAGAGCAAGAAUGAUGAACCUCCCCAGCUAUUUUUAUUGCCUGUAAGUGUCCAUGAUAAUGCAGGAGCAGUAAUAAGGAAUACCUCCUUAAGUGUCCAGGACAUUGAUACACCAGAUAAUGAGCUCGUUUUCAUUGUCACAAAAGCACCUUCCCAUGGGCUUUUACGCAGGAGGCAAUUCUACUCUGAGCCAUUGGAUAAUGGAAGGAUCCUGGCCCAAGGCUCCUCUUUUACUUAUCAGGAUAUAUUAGAUGAGUUGAUUGUAUACAUACCAGAUACUGGGGCUACGCAUUCAGAUGAAUUCAGGUUCUCACUCUCAGACGGUCGGUACACUCAUACUGGAAGAUUACAGUUUACUAUUGAGCCACAGACAAAGGAACCACCAAGGCUGGCUGUAAACAGAGGCCUACAAAUCUCAGCAGGCUCAACAGCUACAAUCACUGACCAGCAUUUAAAGGGAACUGACCUGGAUUCAGAUGAUUCCAAGCUAAGAUACGUCAUCAAGAGAGAUCCGGCUGUGGGACAAUUACAGAUGUCAAAGAAUAAUAACUUGGUGCCAAUUUCUGUUAAAGGACCAGUUACCAGCUUUACUCAGAUGGACGUUAAUAAAGGAUACAUUCUGUAUAAGCACAGUAAAGGCGAAUCAGGAGGAAGUUUUUCUUUUAAAUUUGAUAUAGUUGAUUCAGAAGGGAAUACACUGAUUGACCAGCCAUUCUAUAUUAGUAUAUUAGAAGACAGACUGCCGCCAUCAAUUACUGCCAACAAAGGUCUCACCUUGGAUGAGAAUACUUGGAAGAAAAUCACUACACAGCAACUGUCCGCUACAGAUCGUGACAGUGAGCCCAGAGAACUACUCUUCCGCAUCAAUAGGCAACCUAGCCUUGGGCAUCUGGAGCACAUAAGCUCCCCAGGCAUAAAAAUUAGCAGCUUCAGCCAGGCAGAUCUGGAGUCGCGAAGUAUUCAAUACAUUCACACUAGUGCUGAUGAAAAGCAUGCCGAUGACUUUACCUUCACCGUCUCAGAUGGAGUCAAUGAGGUAUCUCAGACCUUUUAUAUUACCAUCAAUAAAGUGGACGACUCUUUACCUAUGGUGCAGAAUUUAGGAAUGAGGGUGCAAGAAGGUGUUCGAAAAACUAUUACAGAAUUUGAGUUGAAAGCUAUUGAUGCUGAUACUGAGGCAGAAUCCGUUACAUUCACCAUUGUCCAGCCACCUCGUUAUGGAGUGAUUGAACGCAGCACCAAUGGUCAGAGCUACCGCCAGACGUUUACCUUCACAAUGGAUGACAUCUACCAGAAUCGUAUCAGCUACAAUCAUGACGGAAGUAAUACUCUGAAGGACCGAUUCUCCUUCACCGUAUCAGAUGGAACUAACCCUUUCUUUAUUGUAGACGAUGGAGGGAAAGAGAUUGUUACUGCAGCGCCUCAGAGAUUUAAAGUAGAUAUCCUUCCAGUUGAUGAUGGAACACCAAGAAUCAUUACCAAUUUAGGACUUCAGUGGUUGGAAUACAUGGAUGGAAAGGCUUCCAAUUACAUUACAAAGAAGGAACUAAUGACCAUAGAUCCAGACACCGAUGACAAGCAACUUACCUAUGAAAUUUUAAGUGGGCCCACACAUGGCUAUUUGGAAAACAAACUAAAACCUGGGUUACUCCUCACUUCAUUUACACAAGAGGACAUAAACCUGGGCUUGAUGCGUUAUAUUCUAAAUGAAGCCAAGUACAAGGAAACCAUGGAUAACUUUAAAUUUCUUGUGAAAGACAGUAAACCCAAUGUGGUCACUGACAAUGUGUUCCACAUCCAGUGGUCGCUGAUAAGCUUUACCUACGUUAGCUACAACGUAAGUGAAAAAGCAGGAUCCAUAAGUGUUAAUGUAAAAAGGACUGGAAAUCUUAAUCAGUAUGCAAUAGUCCUAUGCCGGACAGAGCAGGGAACUGCCACAUCAAGCUCCGGUGUCAGCUCUGGACCAGCACAGCAGGACUAUGUAGAAUAUGCUGGCCAGGUGCAGUUUGAUGAGCGAGAAGACAGUAAAGCCUGUACCAUCAUCAUUAAUGACGACCAGGUAUAUGAGAAUAUUGAACAUUUCACAGUGGAGCUGAGCAUGCCAGCCUAUGCCCUUCUGGGGCAGAUCACUAAAGCCACCGUUAACAUUAAUGACACCGAAGAUGAGCCCACUCUACAGUUUGAUAAGAAGAUCUACCGUGCUAAUGAGAGUGCUGAUGUCCUGUCUGUACCUAUUGAAAGAAAAGGUGAUCCAGGAAGCAUUGUUUCUACUAUCUGCUACACAAUCCCCAAAUCUGCUAAAGGCAGCAGUCUUUAUGCACUGGAGUCAGGGUCUGACUUUAAGUCUAGGGGAAUGACCAAUGAAAAUCGUAUCAUUUUUGGACCUGGAGUUACUAUGUCCACAUGUGACAUCAAAGUAAUAGAUGACAGUGAAUAUGAAGAAGAAGAAGAAUUUGAGAUAGCCUUGGCUAACCCUUCAGAGAAUGCUAGACUUGGAAGUAUUGCAAUUGCCAAGGUUAUUAUUGAAGGACCCAAUGAUGCUUCAACGGUAUUCUUGGGCAACGCCACCUUUAUUGUCAGCGAAGAUGCAGGCUCUGUAGAGAUACCAGUGAUGCGUAGUGGACCAGACCUCUCUGUGCCAACAUCUGUAUGGUGUGCCACUCGCCCUUCAGAUCCACCGUCUGCUACACCAGGAAUUGACUACAUCCCGAGCUCCAAAAAAAUUGAAUUUAGACCUGGGAAAACAGUAGAGCACUGUACCCUGUCUAUACUUGACGAUACACAGCACCCAGUCAUCGAGGGAUUGGAGACAUUUGUGGUCUUCCUCAGCUCUGCACAGGGGGCUGAACUCACAAAACCAUUUCAGGCAACAGUUGCCAUCAACGAUACGUAUCAAGAUGUUCCCAGCAUGCAGUUUGGUAAAGACAUAUUCACAGUAAAGGAGAAGGAUGGAUUGCUGCAUGUUCCUGUCAUUCGUACUGGAGAUUUAAGUUAUGAGUCUUCUGUACGUUGUUACACACAGUCUCAAUCUGCUCAAGUGAUGGAUGACUUUGAAGAGAGGAGAAAUUCUGAUGAUUCUCGUGUUAUAUUUUUGAAGGGAGAAAAACUGAAAAACUGCUCAAUCUUCAUCAUUGACGACUCAGUGUUUGAACCAGAAGAGCAGUUAAAGAUCUACCUAAGCAAUCCUCUCGGCAAUCACUGGAGUGGAGCAAGAAUUGGGAAAAUAGAUAUGGCUACCAUUACCAUUUCAAAUGAUGAGGAUGCACCCACCAUUGAAUUUGAGGAGUCUACAUAUCAAAUUAGAGAGCCCCAGGAACCAGAUGGAGUAGCCAUUUUAAACAUAAAAGUAAUAAGAAGAGGAGACCAGAACAGGACAUCAAAGGUGCGUUGUAGCACUCGAGAUGGAUCUGCCCAGUCAGGAGUUGACUAUUAUCCAAAAAGCAGAGUUCUUAAAUUUAGCCCAGGCAUUGAUCACAUAUUUUUCAAGGUGGAAAUCUUGUCAAAUGAGGACAGAGAGUGGCAUGAAUCCUUUUCACUGGUUCUUGGACCUGAUGACCCUGUUGAAGCUGUGCUUGGAGAUAUAACAACUGCAACAGUGACUAUUCUGGACCAGGAGGCAACAGGAAGUCUAAUAUUACCAUCACCACCUAUAGUUGUAUCCCUGGCCGACUUUGACCAUGUGGAGGAAGUUAUUAAGGAGGGCAAAAAGAAAUCUCCAUCUCCUGGGUACCCACUUAUUUGUGUCACUCCAUGUGACCCACACUUUCCGAAGUACUUUGUGAUGAAGGAACGGUGUGAGGAGGCUGGCAUUAAUCAGUCCACUAUUGUGUUCAGCUGGGAAGUGGCAGCACCCACCGAUUCUAAUGGGGCAAGAUCUCCUUUUGAGACUGUAACUGAUACCACUCCUUUCACUGGGGUCAAUCACAUGGUGCUGGAUAGCAUUUAUUUCAGCAGACGUUUCCAUGUACGUUGUGUUGCGAAAGCAGUGGAUAAAGUUGGACAUAUGGGAACACCACUGCGAAGCAAUAUAGUGACAAUAGGAACUGACAGUGCAAUAUGCCACACGCCAGUGGUAGCCGGCACCGCAAGAGGCUUCCAGGCUCAAUCAUUCAUUGCAACUCUGAAGUAUCUGGAUGUUAAACACAAAGAACAUCCCAACAGAAUUCAUAUCUCGGUGCAGAUUCCACAUCAGGAUGGCAUGCUGCCACUUAUCUCUACAAUGCCACUGCAUAACCUUCACUUCUUGCUUUCUGAAUCCGUUUAUCGCCAUCAGCAUGUAUGCUCCAAUCUUGUCACCAUCCGUGAUUUGAAAGGCCUUUCAGAAGCUGGAUUUCUGGAUGAGGUGACAUAUGACAGCAUUGCGGUUGGUCCAGGUUAUGAUCGUCCCUACCAAUUUGAUCCCAAUGUCAGAGAACCAAAGACAGUUCAGCUGUACAAACACCUCAACCUGAAGAGUUGCAUUUGGACUUUUGAUGCAUAUUAUGACAUGACAGAACUCAUUGAUGUCUGUGGUGGAGCUGUGACUGCAGAUUUUCAGGUGCGAGACUCGGCCCAGUCCUUUCUGACGGUUCAUGUUCCUCUGUAUGUGUCCUACAUUUAUGUCACUGCACCAAGGGGUUGGGCUUCUUUGGAACACCACACAGAGAUGGAAUUUUCCUUUUUCUACGAUACUGUUCUCUGGAGAACCGGAAUCCAGACAGACAGUGUUCUGUCUGCCAGACUUCAGAUCAUAAGAAUAUAUAUUCGGGAGGAUGGUCGUCUGGUCAUUGAAUUUAAAACCCAUGCUAAAUUUAGAGGUCAGUUUGUCAUGGAGCAUCACACUCUUCCAGAUAUGAAAUCUCGCAUUAUGGCACCUGACCACUUGGGUGGCAUCGAGUUUGACCUUCAGCCUUUGUGGAGUGCGCAGACAUUUGACUCUCCAUAUCAGCUGUGGAGAGCAACAAGCUCAUACAGCAGAAAAGACUACUCUGGAGAAUAUACCAUCUACUUAAUUCCCUGUACUGUGCAGCCAACACAGUCAUGGGUAGACCCUGGAGAUAAACCUCUAGCCUGCACAGCCCAUGCUCCAGAAAGGUUUCUUAUUCCUAUCGCCUUUCAGCAGACUAACCGUCCAGUGCCUGUUGUAUAUUCUUUAAACACUGAAUUCCAGCUGUGUAACAAUGAAAAGAUUUUCUUGAUGGAUCCAACAAAGACUGAGAUGUCACUUGCAGAGAUGGAUUAUAAAGGAGCAUUUUCCAAAGGUCAAACCCUGUAUGGAAGAGUACUUUGGAAUCCAGACCAGAAUCUGAAUUCAGCAUACAAGCUCCAACUGGAGAAGGUUUAUCUCUGCACUGGGAAGGAUGGAUAUGUUCCUUUCUUUGAUCCCACAGGCACCAUUUAUAAUGAAGGCGCUCAGUAUGGUUGUAUUCAGCCUAAUAAGAACCUAAAGCAUCGGUUUCUGCUCUUGGACCGAAACCAGCCAGAAGUAACUGAUAAAUUCUUCCAUGACGUUCCGUUUGAUGCACACUUUGCUGCAGAGUCAUCAGAUUUUCAUGCCAUGAGUGGCAUACCUGGAGUGGAUGGCUUUACCAUGAAAGUAGAUGCCCUCUACAAGGUUGAAACUGGGCACCAGUGGUACCUUCAAGUUAUUUACAUCAUUGGUCCAGAGACAAUGGCAGGACCUAGAGUUCAGCGAUCAGUCACCUACCAACUGAGGCGUGCCCGCAGGGAUCUGGUUGACAACAAUGGCAGGCUUACUCUGGAUGAAUCUUUGAUUUAUGACAACGAAGGAGACCAGGUUAAGAAUGGCACUAACAUGAAGACUUUGAACUUGGAAAUGGAAAGUGCUGCAACUGCGGCAUCUCAAACGGGGGCUUCUAUCGGAAGUGCCUUUGCAGCCAUAAUGCUACUUAUGCUUGUUCUUUUGUCUGUGUGCCUUAUCACACAGAAGUGCAGGAAAAACAGAAAGAAGACGCCACCUAGAGAUGCUGCUGAGGAAUAUCCACUGAACACUAAGGUUGAUGCUUCAAGGAAAAACAUAGACAGAAUGGAAAAGAACUUUAGCAAGCAGCAUUGUACUGUCAGGAACAUUAACCUGCUCAAUGACAGUAAAGAUGACUACGAGGUUAAAAGCGUUAGAAUUAAGCAAAUGAAUCUUGAAGUCAAAGUUCAUAAUAACUUACACGAUGGAACAGAAGUUUGAUGACAUGUUGGCACAUACAAAGUAUAUUUUGAAAAGGUUAAACCAUUUUAUAAGAUGUAAAAAAAGAAACAAGCACCAGUAUUUUUCUACAUUAAAAGGGAACGUAAAUGAACGAUGGACAGAUGUGCAGUACUAACUGCGACUCAACUGAGCUACCUCGCUAUGCCCACGUCUGCGAGAUACAUGGGGCUAAAACACAUGGCAAAUAUUUGUUCUUUCCCUCCAAUUGCCUAGAAAAUUGCACUGCACAUAGUCUAACCACUGCCACCAAAGGUCAAAAACUAGAUGUUUCAUUACCUAUAAGCUUUAUAUGCACUGUAUUAGAACAAUCAAAUCACUGCAGAUAUUAUUUUGUAUUUUUUUUAUUUAGGGUCCCUAUUCUGUCCUUAAAAUCAUAUUCUAUAUUAUAGAAAAUUAAUUGUAAUCUGCUGUACCUUAGAUUCUACAAGUAUCUUCAUGAUACUAAUAUUGAGACUACUAUAAGGACACUUGGGAGAAGACACUGGAGAAAUGAUGUUUUUUCUAUAUUGUAGUAAAAGAAUGUUCAGUUUUACCAGACUUCAGUAAUGA